This is a messenger RNA of Pyrus x bretschneideri (Chinese white pear), 1237 nucleotides long. RefSeq lists its product as uncharacterized. Bases 257 to 1000 code for a protein of 247 amino acids. Lineage: Eukaryota; Viridiplantae; Streptophyta; Magnoliopsida; Rosales; Rosaceae. The record is from RefSeq and is a predicted model, not a curated record. The transcript is spliced from 2 exons.
UCCUGUGAGUUCCCAUAUAUAUAUAUAUAGUAGCCUUCCAAGACAACACCACUCACCACUCACCGUAUCAUAGAAAAUUUUCAGCUCGCUCUCAUCAAACUGUAAUUUAUUAGCCAAUUUUUUGUGAUCAAUUUGUCACUUUCUCUCUUUCUGGUCUACCACUACCACUACCAGGCCACAUUUUGAAUCUACCUACGUUAGUAGCACCUCUACUCUGCUUCCACCAGCUAAUCAAUUGCUCAAGAGUGAGCUGAAGAUGACGAUGACAUUGAUGAAGAUGUCGAAGAAGAAAUCAUCAAAUGGUAAUGAUGAUGACGUCGGUCGACCAAGACCAACACAUAGAGCGUGGAAGCUGCUGCGUCUGGCAUUGCUUUGGGCAAGAAAGGGCGGUGUUUUCAGGCGACGCCUCAUGAUGGAACUGCGCGUCGUCCCCAAGUUGCUCAAGAGUAGCUUCGUCCACAUGCUUAUGCACAUGCAGCAGCAGAAGCAGCAGCAGUAUUACUUCGAGCGGCAGCUGUCGUUCGACAAGACCCCAAUUUUCCCCACCCUCAAAACCAAAACCAGCUGCUCCCGCUCCUCCUUCAUGUGCUUCAUCAACAACAUCCCUUGCCUAAACGCACCAUUAGCACUUGAUUAUUUUGAUGAUGAUCAAGUCGACAUGAUUAUCAAUAACCACGGAUAUCAAUCAAACGAUUGCCGCAACUGCUACAAUGACGAUGAUGAUGAAGACGAUGCUAGUACUGCAAGGCAGAGCUUUCUUAUCAAAUGCGAUGAGAAGGAUGAUGGCCGAGAUAUUAUUCAGGAUGAUGAGGAAGAAAGGGUUACUCUUUCUCCUGCUACAGCUUAUAAAAACAAUAUUUACGAGGAGUUAGAGGAAUCGGUUGACAUGAAGGCAGAUGAGUUCAUAGCUAAGUUCUACCAGCAAAUGAAGCUCCAAAGACAGAUUUCAUACCGCAAUUCCAGAUCCAGGGACAAGACAGACAGACAACCAAAACAGUAACUCGCAGGACAGCCAUCGCAUUGCGGCAUUUUUUUUAUUUUGAUUUUGGUUUUGUUUUUGGGUUCAAUUCUGCUCCUCUAGUCUACUUUUACUGUACUGAACUACAUUGUAUUUAUUUUAUAAAAGAAGAGGCAUAGCAUUGCGGCAUAUUUUGUAGAUACUGUAGGCUUAGGCUUCCCAUUACAUUGUAUGUAACAACAAUCAUCUCACACAUACAAGCAGCAGCUUACAACUGAA